AUGGUGAAGGAAACCAAAUUCUACGAUAUUCUUGAGGUUAAACCAGAUGCAACUACAGCUGAAAUUAAGAAAAGCUAUAAGAAAUUGGCUUUAAGGUACCAUCCGGAUAAAAAUAAUAAUGAUGACGGCGAGAAGUUUAAAGAAAUCUCUCAGGCCUUCGAAGUACUCUCUGACCCUAAAAAACGGGAUAUAUAUGACCAAGGUGGUGAACAGGCUUUAAAGGAAGGCGGAGGUGGAGAUUUCAAUUUCCACAAUCCGUUCGACAUUUUCGAUAUGUUCUUUGGUGGCGGUGGUGGUGGUAUGCAUCGUAACCGGGGACCACCUCGCGGACGCGAUACUGUGCAUCCACUGACAGUCACUUUGGAAGAGCUCUACAAGGGCUCAACUAGGAAAAUAAAUGUUACCAGAAAUGUUAUCUGUCCCAAAUGCGAUGGUCUUGGUGGAAAGCCUGGUAGUGCUAAAACUUGCAGCGUUUGUAACGGUGCGGGCUAUAAAAUGAAACUGCGUCAAAUCGCUCCGGGCGUUGUUCAACAGUCUCACUCUGUUUGUCCUGAGUGUCAUGGCUCAAAAGAAGUUAUCCCCGCUAAGGAUCGCUGUCCGACUUGUUCUGGAAAUAAGGUCAUCAGAAAAAAGAAGACGCUCGAUGUUGAAAUAGAUAAGGGCAUGAUGGAUAAUCAAAAUAUACGUUUUGCUGGUGAAGGUGACGUUGAACCAGGAAUUGAACCUGGCGAUAUCAUUUUCAGUCUCGAUGAACAGCCCCAUGAGCAUUUUCAACGGCGGAAAAUGGAUCUUAUUUAUCAAAUGAGUAUUACUGUUGGUGAAGCUCUUACUGGAUUUCGACAUGUUAUCAAGACUCUUGACGACAGACAAUUGAUUGUAGAAUCUAAACCAGGAGAAGUCAUUAAGCCCGAUGAUCUUCGAGUCAUUUCCAACGAGGGAAUGCCAAGGUAUAGGAACCCAUUCGAGAAAGGUCGUCUGAUUAUCAAAUUCAAUGUCGUAUUUCCUCCUUCUCUUGAUUCUGUCACUGUUGAAAAGUUGCGAGGCGUGCUCCCGCUAUCUAACACUGAACCUAUUGGACCUGAAGCCUGUGAAGUUGAACUCCUACCAUAUGAGGAGUCAAACGCAUACCACAAUGAACACCAUGAGGCUUACAUGGAAGAGGAUGCCGAUGGACCCCAACGAGUGCAUUGUGGAGCUGCGUAA
Rodentolepis nana is the source of this 1203-nucleotide messenger RNA. Lineage: Eukaryota; Metazoa; Platyhelminthes; Cestoda; Cyclophyllidea; Hymenolepididae. The record is from the annotation of a GenBank genome assembly.